Molecule: messenger RNA, 664 nt
Organism: Perognathus longimembris pacificus (Pacific pocket mouse)
Lineage: Eukaryota; Metazoa; Chordata; Mammalia; Rodentia; Heteromyidae
Product: ferritin heavy chain-like
Exons: 2
Coding region: 1-501 (166 amino acids)
Biological process (GO): intracellular iron ion homeostasis; iron ion transport
Cellular component (GO): cytoplasm
Molecular function (GO): ferrous iron binding; ferric iron binding
Source: RefSeq, a predicted model, not a curated record
AUGUGUCACAUUCUAGAAACUAAGCAUGGAGAUGGUGCAAGCUCUGUCUGCUCCUUGGUGAUGACCUGUUCCCUGACAGGUGUUGUGGAGGAGGCUGUUCCUUUUGCCAAAUAUUUUCUUCACCAAUCUCAUGAGGAAAGGGAACAUGCAGAGAAACUGAUGAAGCUGCAGAACCAGCGAGGUGGCCACAUCUUCCUGCAGGAUAUCAAGAAACCAGACCAUGAUGACUGGGAAAACGGGCUGAAUGCAAUGGAGUGUGCACUGCACUUGGAAAAAAGUGUGAAUCAGUCACUACUGGAACUACACAAACUGGCCACUGACAAAAAUGACCCCCAUUUGUGUGACUUCAUUGAGACUCAUUACCUGAACGAGCAGGUGAAAUCCAUCAAGGAAUUAGGCGACCACGUCACCAACUUGUGCAAGAUGGGAGCCCCUGAAUCUGGCAUGGUGGAGUAUCUCUUUGACAAGCACACUCUGGGAGACAGUAACAAUGACAGCUAAGCCUCAGGCCGAUCCCCCAAAGCCACAGCUACUGCCCCUCACCGAGGCAGUGCAUGCAUGCUGGGGUUACCAUUACCUUUUCUAUAAGUUGUACCAGAGCAUCCUAAGUUCUUUUAAUUUGUACCAUUCCUUCAAAUGAAGAAAUUUGGUACCUAAAAAAAAA